Molecule: messenger RNA, 1534 nt
Organism: Trifolium pratense (red clover)
Lineage: Eukaryota; Viridiplantae; Streptophyta; Magnoliopsida; Fabales; Fabaceae
Product: peroxidase A2-like
Exons: 4
Coding region: 172-1161 (329 amino acids)
Biological process (GO): hydrogen peroxide catabolic process; response to oxidative stress
Molecular function (GO): heme binding; peroxidase activity
Source: RefSeq, a predicted model, not a curated record
AGGCAAUAACUAGUGAAAACUUUGUCCUAAAGAAAGUUCCUAAACUAGUAAUAUAAUAAUUGAAUAACGCGCUUUCUCUUAUCUAUAUAUGUAUGCAUAUAUCACCUAGAUAUGAAUCACUAAGCAAAUACUACAUUUGAGAAAGAAAAUUAUACUACAAAUCAAUUAAUCAUGCUUUCUAUAACUCAUGUACCAGCUAUCAUUUUUUUUACGUUAAUCCUUCUUUACAAUUCAAAUGGACAAUUGAAUGCAACUUUUUAUUCUAACACAUGCCCAAAUGUGUCCUCCAUUGUGCAAAAUGCUGUCCAACAGGCUCUGCAAUCUGAUUCGCGAAUUGGCGCAAGCCUAACUCGCCUUCAUUUUCAUGAUUGUUUUGUCAAUGGGUGUGACGCAUCGAUUUUAUUAGACCAAGGUGGAAACAUUACACAAAGCGAGAAAAAUGCAGCUCCGAAUUUCAAUUCUAUUCGAGGGUUUGAUGUGAUCGAUACGAUCAAAAGCUCUCUUGAAAGUUCAUGCUCAGGCAUUGUAUCGUGUGCUGAUAUUCUUGCCCUUGCGGCCGAAUCUUCUGUGUCCUUGUCAGGGGGUCCUUCAUGGAAUGUACUACUUGGAAGAAGGGAUGGUCUAACAGCAAAUCAAGCUGGAGCCAAUAGCUCCAUUCCCUCUCCAUUUGAUACCCUAGCUAAUACUACAUCCAAAUUCUCUGCUGUUAACCUUGAUACUACUGAUCUUGUUGCAUUGUCAGGUGCACACACUUUUGGACGUGCUCAAUGCCAAUUUUUCUCCCAAAGAUUAUUCAACUUCAGUGGCACUGGAAGCCCAGACCCAACAUUAAACACAACAUAUUUAGCAACACUUCAACAAAAUUGUCCACAAAAUGGUAACGGUUCUACUUUGAACAACUUUGAUCCAUCAUCUCAAGACACAUUUGACAACAACUACUUCACCAAUCUAUUAACCAAAAUGGGUCUUCUCCAAACAGAUCAACAACUUUUCUCUACCAAUGGUUCUUCCACUAUUUCAAUUGUUAAUAGUUUUGCCAACAACCAAACAGCAUUUUUUAACCAAUUUGCUCAAUCAAUGAUCAAUAUGGGAAAUAUUAGUCCGUUGACAGGAAGUCAGGGAGAAAUCAGAAUCGAUUGUAAGAAAGUCAACGGAAGUUGAUCAGCAUUCACACAUUUCAGAUAUUGGUGUGAUUGUACGAUCUUCAUGAGACGGACAAAAAGAAUCUAAAUUUUAAUAUUAAUUAAUUGUAUAAUGCAAAAUACAGAGAUUGAAUUUGAAUUGUCUGGUGUGAUUUAACGACUACUGGUGUCUCAAAUACAGGAAUGCGGAAAAUAUGGCCAAUAGAGAGAGCUGGGUCCAAAACAAAGAAAUUAAGAGCAUUAUAUAUAUACCAUGUUUUUUUAAUCUUGCUGUUGUUAAUCAUGUUUCCAUGAAUAUGAGCUAUAGUUUUGUCUUUGAUGUUUUUGUGUACGUUAUAAUGUGGGACUUCAAAUUGAUAAAGAAAUUAAUAUAUGUGCCUCUUUUUGUGUAA